Staurois parvus is the source of this 380-nucleotide messenger RNA. The record is from the annotation of a GenBank genome assembly. Lineage: Eukaryota; Metazoa; Chordata; Amphibia; Anura; Ranidae.
CUCUGGUCAUCUCCUGUACUAUGUCCACAGUCUCUGGUCAUCUCCUGUACUAUGUCCGCAGUCUCUGGUCAUCUCCUGUACUAUAUCCGCAGUCUCUGGUCAUCUCCUAUACUGUGUCCGCAGUCUCUGGUCAUCUCCUGUACUAUGUCUGCAGUCUCUGGUCAUCUCCUGUACUGUGUCCGCAGUCUCUGGUCAUCUCCUGUAGUAUGUCCGCAGUCUCUGGUCAUCUCCUGUACUAUGUCCGCAGUCUCUGGUCAUCUCCUGUAGUGUCUGCAGUCUCUGGUCAUUUCCUGUAGUACAUCCGCAGUCUCUGGUCAUUUCCUGUACUAUGUCUGCAGUCUAUUGGUUCAGAGUAUUUUUUUCAUGUUUUCCUCCUCUAA